Messenger RNA from Heterobilharzia americana, 6572 nucleotides. NCBI's taxonomy places the organism in Eukaryota, Metazoa, Platyhelminthes, Trematoda, Strigeidida, Schistosomatidae. The record is from the annotation of a GenBank genome assembly.
GACCUCCAUAUAAGCGCCGUUUGUGAAGGAGGCAAAUGUAACCUAGUUUGAUUACUUGGUUUAAGUGUCUUCUUUGUCAUGUUGUCUCGGCAAGAAUUAUGUCAUAUUGUGAGCAAAAGUUUUAAAAAAUAGUGUUACAUCGAUGGAAGCUACUACAGAGGUAACAUCUAAGCUUUUUACUGAGAUCUAACCUUGAAACGGAUUUACUUGCCUAUCGAAAGUAUUCUUAUAAUCCCUAUGCAUGAAUGGAUCAAAGAGAAUCCAAAAGAAACGUUGGAUCCCUGAAAUCAACAUCUUCUGUUGUUGAACUAUCUAGUAGCGGAGGAGACCAUACAGCACAAUCACUUUCCACAAAAGGUGCGUCAACUGGAACCUAUGCACCUGUCAGAUCAUGUGAUGGCUAUUCACCACAUACAUUUUGUUGCCCACUACCACAGACAUCUCCGGAAUAUCCAGCAAGUCUGUCAUCAAACUCUUCCCGUUCUGCAUUCCUUUCCCGUCAGGCAUCUUUUGAUCAAGGAGGAGAAGGUCGUCUUUCUUCAACUCAGGUAAAACAACGUCUUAAGGCUUAUUUACUGAAUCGUCGACGUGGACGUGUCCUAGCGAACAGGCAUUGGAGAACAGAUGGCAAAGUACCUGGUUCAUCACAAAAUCCCUACACGGAGUCAGACUUUGAUGAAAAUUUAGAACACUCAGAAAGUGAUUCAGGUCAACAGGGAAUGUGUCAUGUAGUCGAUCAUUGGCACAGUGCUGACUCUCCAGGUUUCAGCGAAUGGGAUUUAACUGAUGAAAAUGUGCCAGUUCAUCAGCAUCAUUCAUUGGAUUUAGAUGUACAGCGAAAAUUAACUGAUUACAAUCCUUCAAUAAAGCCAACAUAUCUUUCAUCGAAUAUGGGACAAACACUGCAUACACCAUCACUUUCACAAUCUUGUAAUAUAUCAUCUAUGCUAAAUCAUGUAAACCUUCACCAAUCACAACAACAAGAACAACAUGAUACUGUUGAAUUGGAAAAAUCAAAUCAAUUCUUGGAAAGAUUACAUUAUCAUUUAGUCUCAAAAUAUAAUGAUCGUUUAACAAAUGAACAAAUACAAGCAAUGAUUGCAUUACUUAAAAUAAUUAGUCAGUCUAAGCGACAGAUAAAGAAAAUAUCAUCACAAUCCAGUGGUUUUGAAGAGAUACAAGAGAAUGAAAACUGUGUAGAUCAUCUUCGCCAACAGCAUAAUGUUCAUCUUCAUGAAGAUGAUAUGAAACAGCUUGUCAAUUGUGGAGAAUCUCUUCCUGUGUCCAAUAUUGGUGCAGAUAUAAAUUAUCAAAAAGCAUUAUCUGCACUUGUGAAAAUGUGUCAUCAGACCACUGGUAUAAUUUCAGUUCAAUCGAAUAUUUUAGAAUCUCAUGAUAUCACUUCAGCUAACAGAUCUCAUUCUUUUUCUACAUCAAGUGAAAUGGAUUGGGAGAGUCAGUUGGUCAACUCUACUAAAUCGGAUUUACUAUACAACUCACAGGUGAAUCCAAUAACUCUACAGCAUUUAUCUACUCCUGUCGGUACUAUUUCUACUGUUAUUGAUAAUCAUGGUGAUGGAAGUGACCUUAAUGUUAUUGCUGAGACUGUUACUGCUGCUUCUACUGUAGAUAGUUCUAAAAGUAAUAAUGUUAUAAAUUCAUCAAGUAUAUAUUGUCAACCGCAUAAACUAGCUUCAGAUAUUUGGUCUGCUUUACCCGAAAAUGACUGGCUUUCUCGAACUUAUGAUGCAGACGUAAAAACUGCAUCUUGUUAUCCCAGUGUCACGAAUGGCAGCUUGACAACUGCCAUAGCUUUUGAUCCCGAUAUGCUUGAACACAAGUGUCUUUGUCCUAAUGCUCACGAUUCAACUAUUCAUCCUGAGUGUCCAGAUCGUCUGACUUUUGCUCUGGAACGUCUUGUACAUAUAUCCCCUCGUAUCCCCUCACAUAUGUUAUCUAAUGCAUCAAAUGAUUUGAUUGAAAUUUUAAAAACUACUGUGUUGUGUGAUAAUCCUGAUUUACAGUAUGAUUUUAGUCAGUUUUUACAAACUCGACCAGAUAUAGCAGAAACUCUGAUAACACAUUUACCUUUGUUGGCGUUUUGUCGUCUGAUUCGUGCACGAAUGGCUACAGAGGAUGAACUACGCAUAUUUCACUCACCUGAUUAUGUUCAAGCAUUUGGAUCUAUACCAAUUAUCUCAAGUGAAACGCCAUCUACAAAUAUUAUUAAAAAGAAUAAUAAUAAUAAUGACAACCGACCACGAUCCAUAUCUUCAGAUGAUCCAUCGUCCUUUAGAUCUACAACUAUUGAUGAUCAUGGAUUGUCAUUAUUCGAUUCUUGUACUAGAACUAGCCUAUCAAAACGUUUAUGUUCAUUAACAUGUGGUGGUGUUGGCGUAGAUUCAGAUACAGUUUGGAAUCCAUGCAAAACAGCUCGUGCUGCUCGAUUAGCUGUUGGUCAAGUAUUAUGCCUUGCACAUCAAGUGGCUAAACGUCAAUUCCGUAAUGGGUUCGCUAUAGUCCGUCCGCCGGGUCAUCAUGCGGAACCAGAUCAAGCCAUGGGAUUUUGUUAUUUUAAUUCUGUCGCAAUAGCUGCACUGCAUUUACUCCGUGAACAUAUUGUCUCAAAAGUACUGGUCCUUGACUGGGAUAUACAUCAUGGCAAUGGGACUAAACUAGCUGCAACUCAUCCUGGUCUGGUUUAUUUAAGCCUUCAUCGAUACGAUGGUGGAACUUUUUUUCCUGGAACAGGUUCAGUUACUAAUUGUAUGGAUGAAAAUUCAUCAAUGCGUACAAUUUCUUGUCAAAGUGAUCAUAUAACUACUACAGCUGCCACUAUUGCAGGAAAUUUCAACAGUAAUAUCUCCUCAGGUUUAUCAAAAUCAUUUGAAGAAGGUAGCAGUUAUCAAAAAGAUAAAAAUGACAAUAAUUAUACUCAUACUACUAACAUGAAUACUAAUAGAACUAUUCCAAUGGCUCAGUUUAUAAAUGUUGCAUGGGAAAAUCCAUACAAUAGUGGCGUUGGCGGUGAUAAUGCAGAGACUAUCAGGUCGCAAAUCAAGCGUCAACCAACCACACCAACUGUUAAAGCCUACAGUGUGGAUGCCGAUGAAAGAAGAAAACGAUGGUUUCAGCAAGUGUUACAUAAAGGAGAGAGUGAAGGUGCACAUCAUUCAAGUCAUUUAGACAACCUCAAUUCUUCUGAACAAGACAGAUCCUCAUUCUCCUCUUUUCCACAUUCUGUAAGUUGUAGAAAUGAUUCAGAUAUACCAUGUUGUGUAUGCCCACCGAAUGGACAGACGAGUACGGGUAGUAGUCAAGUUUGUUCAUUCUGUUUAUCACAAUCGCGCCGGUCAUCUUCACUUUCCUAUAUCAAUAUGAAUUGUGGAUUUUUCAAUGCAUCUCAAUCAACUGAAUCAUGUCCAGAUAAAUCAGAUUUGUUGUCAUCUGAAUCAAAUCCAUUUCACCAUCAUCAACAGUUGCAAAGACAUCAGCAAGCACUUCCUUCGCAUUUAUUGUCAGCUUCGAAUCCAUACCAUCCUACACUGAAUGAACCUUUAUUAGGUUUAAGUGAUGCAGAGUAUCUGGCUGCAAUGCGAUCUGUUGUCAUUCCUGUUGGACACGAAUUCCAACCAGACAUCAUAUUGAUCUCAGCUGGUUAUGAUGCUGCUUAUGGACAUGGUGAAGCACUUGGUGGUUAUUCUGUAUCAGCUGGCCUAUUUGCAUGGAUUACACAUCAGUGUAUGUCCAUUUCAAACAGUCGUAUAGUUUUGGCUUUAGAAGGUGGUUAUUCUCCGUCAACAGUAGCCGAUUGUAUUACAUCAUGUAUAAAUGCAUUAUUACUCCCCGCUUCAAAAACACAUUGGAUUCCUGUACUCAAUGGGGAUCAGUCGAGUAAGUGUGUAAAUAUAAAUGGAGCACAAGAAGCCUGGUUGAAUGCUGCUUAUUGGAUACCGAAAUCUGAAUUGAUUCGUCCACCUAGACCGGAAGCUGUUGUCAAUCUAAUGACUACAAUACGACAUCAUGCUAAAACUGGAUGGAAAUGCUUUACAAAUGUAUCCGAAGAAAUUGUUGCUAUGUCAUUUUCUGAAGCAAUUCAUAUGGAACAUCAAUUAGUUGAAAGGAAUAAAGCAACUGAAUACAAUAUGAUCAAGAGUAGAAAGUUAAGCGAUAGUAAUCCAUUACCGCCAUCAACAUCCACAGCAUAUCUUUUCAGUAAUUCCCCUUUAUCUGAUUAUAUGGCUAAAUUGCAUAUGGAUCAAUCGUGAACAAUAUUUCUCUUUAUUACUUUUAUUCCUAUUCAUUACAUCAUCUUAUCAGUAGCAUUGAUUUCGUAAUCAUUACUUGUAAACUUGUGAUAGUUAUGCUGAUCUGCCACAAUAUAUUAUUAUUAUUAUCAUUAUUCAUUAAUUACUGUUUGUAUUCUCUUUUUUACCCCUUUCCUUCUAGUCUUUUUUAAUAAUUUUAUAUCUUCCCCCCCCCCUCCCUUAUUAUAUGAAUAUGUACAUUAUUGAUCUUGUUAUUCUUGUCAUUGUCACCAUUUUUAUUGUUAUUGAUUCAAUCGAUGGUGUUUACUUCAAGGAUGACUAUUUUCCUUAUUUACUAUGUGAUAACACCAAUUAUCUGAUCAACUCCUAUUGAGUAAUCAUCUUUGAGACUAGUCCAUACUCCAUUCUGGCUAGAUUGAGUCGACAGAGACUAAUCUUGUUUAUUUCUUAAUUAGUUAUUGAUUUUAUUUUCUCAUCUAUAUAUAAAUGUGUGUGUGUGUGUAUGCAUCCAUUUUUUUAAAGUUUCCAUAACUUCCUUUUUAUUUAGCUUACAUACGACUGAUUCUCUGACUUUCUAAUCUAUUAUUUGUGUAAUUUCGUCUUCUUCCACUUCCCUCCUUCUCUGCUCUCUCCUAUCUCUUUGGCUGAUAUAAUAAUUUUUCACUAUUGUAUUACUCUACUAAUAGUUUUCUUUAUUGAUGUGCUUUUUUCUUUAUUUUUCAAAGAAAAAAAAAUUGUUAUAAUAUUCCUAGUAUAAAUCGCAAAUGUUCUCGUUUUUUUAAAGACACACGCGAGCACGCAUGCACACACUAGUUACAUUGGCGUUACAUUGAAUCAUAUAUAUUCAUAUCUUUCUAUGUAAAACUUUACACGUUGUUUCUUAUUUCUCUGACACUAAAAUAACUGACUUCGUGUGUGUGUGUGUGUGUGUGUGUGUGUCAAAGUGAGUCGUGCAAGUAAGGUAGUGGGAGAAUAUUCCAGUGUUACCUUCAUAUCACUGUUUACGUGUGUGCUUGCAUCUCCACAUGAAUGUCAUUUCCGUUUUACUGCCUAAUCUUUUAUUCUUUAUCUUAUUCUUAAGUUAUUAUUCUCUUACAAUGAAAAUACCAAUUUAGCUUCCGUAUUCUACUAGUACUUACCAUUAUUAUUAUUAUUAUUAUUAUUAUUAUUAUUAUUAUUAUUAUUAUUAUUAUUGUCUUUUAACCUGUUAAUCAGUUAGUAUAUAAAAUAUCUCUAGGGUAGACAUUUAAAUGCAUAUGCAUAUAUACCCGUGUUUUAUGUUUUGUGAUUAUUAACUUCCUUUAUAUUCCUGUGUGCGUGUGUGUGUGUAUUUCUGUUUGUUUGUAUUUUGGUUCUCAGGCUAUUAUUCUCUCCGUAUGUAUAUAUAUAUAUAUAUCACAUCUUAGAAAGAUGUGGUGUUUGUUAUUUACGCGGAUUUGGCUGAAAUAUACAUAUACACAAUAUCUGUGUGUGCUUACACAUACAGUAUGAGUUAUUUCCAGUCCUUAUGUAACACCAUAGUAUUACUAGUACUUCUAUUGCUAUCACCACAGUUAAAGUUAUCUAUCUAUCAUCAUUAUGUAAAAUGAUAUGCAUGUUGUAACUAUGUGGAUAAAAUUCAGAAGGUAACUUUGUUCUACCUUUCAUCUCUCACACUGUAUUUUAUGCCCUCUCCCCCAUUAUCUUUGUUGAUUUUAUUUUCUGAUAGGAAACGUUAAGUUAGUUUAUUUUAUUAACCUUUUGUUUUUACUCACAAAAAAAAAAUACACAAUUGUGAUGGCUAUUGUACAUCAGUAGCCUAUGGUGAAUAAUGCAUUGGCAUUUGAAGCGUUGGGUUAUAUUAAGUUGGAGUCUGAGCGAGAAACAUCACUGACUGGAGUGUAGAUGCAACCAGUUGAUGAAUUCGAGAUGGAACAAAACGCGUGUCAUGAACUCUGCUGUUAACCACCGAAUAGACUGUAGUUUUUUUUUUCCUUUUUCUCUUUUGUUUUAUUUGCUUGAUUUUAUUUCCACUUCUGUUUGUUUAUUUAAAGUGGGUAUGUUUGUCUUUCAUGUUUUAUUGUUUCAAUGAAAUUGAGAUAAGAUUGGUAAAAACUUACUACUCGUUUUACUUGACAAUAUACAACUUAUUCAUUCAUUAUCAAUACUGAAAUCAUACUUCUAAUUGCUAUACACACUGCAUAAAAUGAUUUUCUUUUCUUCUUGUCUAUUCACUUGGCUAAGUAAUAUUUGUUUAUCUGACUGUAUUCUUUCUAGUUUGUUUUCUUUGAAUAAAACAUAAUUUUUUUUUUUCUAUUCUAAGUA